This is a messenger RNA of Phytophthora infestans T30-4, 546 nucleotides long. Its product is annotated as prefoldin subunit, putative. The transcript has a single exon. Bases 1 to 447 code for a protein of 148 amino acids. Gene Ontology annotation, biological process: regulation of DNA-templated transcription; protein folding. Gene Ontology annotation, cellular component: prefoldin complex; cytoplasm. NCBI's taxonomy places the organism in Eukaryota, Oomycota, Peronosporomycetes, Peronosporales, Peronosporaceae. The record is from RefSeq and is a predicted model, not a curated record.
AUGGCUGACGCACAGAGUGAAGUGAACCUCGUGGAUCUGUCGCUAGAGCAGCUCAAUGCGCUCAAGGGCCAGCUAGAGAAGGAGACACAGCAGCUUACGGUGUCGUACGGAGGUCUACGUGAGGCCCAGUCGCGAUUUACCGAGUCCAAGGAGGCGCUCAAGAGCAUGGCGGCUGCUGACCUGAACAAGGAGGUGCUGGUGCCCCUCACGGCGUCCAUGUUUGUUCCUGGCAAGCUGGCAAACAAAGAAGAAGUACUAGUGGACGUGGGUACCGGAUACUUUGUGGAGCAGUCAGUUGAGAAGGCUGAGCAGUUCAUGGACCGGAAAGUUGAGUUCUUGCAGAGCAACACGGAGCAGCUCAAGACGGUCAUCGACGGCAAGCGUAACAUGCUUGAGGCUGUGCUUAUGAUCAUGCAACAGAAGAUGCAGGAGGCGCAGCGCCAGUAGACGUCAUACAGACCAGCGCAUUACGAUAAAUAGCCCAGAAACAGAGUGUGUCCAUCUUUGUCCUUCUCCAGCUCUAUACUCAACAGCAAUUGUACUCGC